This is a messenger RNA of Abrus precatorius (Indian licorice), 3166 nucleotides long. RefSeq names its product putative leucine-rich repeat receptor-like protein kinase At2g19210. Lineage: Eukaryota; Viridiplantae; Streptophyta; Magnoliopsida; Fabales; Fabaceae. The record is from RefSeq and is a predicted model, not a curated record. Gene Ontology annotation, biological process: protein phosphorylation. The coding region runs from base 215 to 2902 and encodes 895 amino acids. The transcript is spliced from 14 exons. Gene Ontology annotation, molecular function: protein kinase activity; protein binding; ATP binding.
AGGUCAGUGGAAAACGAGAAGAGAUGCACCUCCGAAUUUGGGAAAGACCACCGCAUCCACGAAUCAGUGACAAAUGAUGAACGUUGACAGUAAUUUCUAAGUAAGCAAGUGGAUGUUCAGACAGUGAAGGAAGAAUGAGUGAGCAGAUCUAAAAUAGAAUUGAAGAAUUAAAAACUGUUUAUUGUCACCUUACGUAGCCAAAUCACAAUUCCUUAUGAUUUCUAGUAAAAGUCACAACAUGGAGCUCUUAUAUCUGUCAUCAGACAGAACGUCAAUGAGUUUCUUCGUUGCCUUUCUCUGUGUUCUAGUUGUUCAAGCUCAGGCUCAAUCAGGAUUUAUCAGCGUAGAUUGUGGAGCUCCUGAAAAUAUAAACUACAUUGAGGCAACAACAGGCAUAAAUUACACUUCAGAUGCCAAUUUCGUAAAUACUGGUGUGAGUAAGACGAUAACAAAUGAACUGAAAAGUGACUUUGAAAGACAGAUGUGGAAUGUGAGAAGCUUCCCAAAGGGAAGAAGAAACUGCUACAAAAUAAACAUCACAAGAGGCUCUAAGUAUUUCAUACGGACUACUUUUUUGUAUGGAAAUUAUGAUGCCCUAAAUAAGUUACCACACUUUGAUAUUUUUAUUGGGCCUAAUCGGUGGGGUUCAGUGAAUAUAACCGAUGCAUCAGUUGAGAAAUACAAAGAGAUCAUAUAUGUGCCUUCAUUGGAUUACAUACACAUUUGUCUCGUUGAUAAGGGAUUUGGGACGCCAUUUAUAUCAUCCAUAGAAUUGAGGACUUUGAAGAGUAAUAUAUAUGUCACACAAUUUGGAUCACUCGCAACUUAUUUCCGGUGGGAUUUAGGUUCAACCAAACGCAGCUACAGGUACAAGGAUGAUGUUUAUGAUCGUUUCUGGGUUCCCAAUGGAAACAACAAUGAUUGGACAAAUUUAGAGGUUUCUAAUCCUGGUGGUAAUUUAGCUCAAAAUAAUUACACCCUGCCAGUUAUUGUCAUGAACACCGCAGUUACACCAAAAAAUGCUAGUGCUCCGUUGGUAAUAAGCUGGGAGCCAAAAGAUCAAACUGAGCAAUUUUUUGUUUACAUGCACUUCUCAGAUAUUGAGUUGUUGGCAAAGAAUCAGACAAGAGCAUUCACCAUCACCCAGAAUGGAGAGCCAUGGCUUCAAAAUUUUUCUCCGCCGUAUCUGGGCUGCUACACUAUAUACAGCCAAGGAGGCAUCAGUGGGACAGAAAUUAAAUAUUCACUUGUGAUGACGGAGAAUUCAACCCUACCUCCCAUCAUCAAUGCCAUUGAAGUUUACAAAAUAAUAGAAUUCAACGAAUCAGAUACAUUCGAAGGAGAUGUUGGUGCGAUUACAACCAUCAAGUCAGUUUAUGGAGUGACAAGAAAUUGGCAAGGUGAUCCAUGCGGCCCUGUAGAAUUCUUGUGGGAUGGUCUAAAUUGUACUUAUGGUGAAGAAGAUUCCCCAAGAAUCACAACUUUGAAUUUAUCUUCAAGUGAAUUGUGGGGAAUGAUAGAUCCUUCAAUUUCAAGUCUCACCAUGUUGGAGAAAUUAGAUUUAUCAAACAAUAACUUAAACGGCGAAGUUCCUGAUUUUCUAUCUCGAUUAGCACACUUGAAGAUCAUAAAUUUGGACAACAACAACCUUACCGGUUUAAUUCCCUCGUCACUGGUUAAAAAAUCUAAGGAAGGUUCUUUGUCACUAAGUGUGGGCCAAAAUCCAUAUCUAUGUGAAUCUAGUCAAUGCAAUGAGAAAAAAAAGAAGAGCAUUCUCAUACCUUUGUUAGCAUCGGUUUGUGGGAUUUUGCUCCUUCUGGUGACCGUGGCAUCUACAUUGUGGACCCUUCAAAGGAGAAAACCGAAAGCUUUGAUGGUAGAAAAGGAUCGAAGUGAGAUAUACACAACACAAGAUGAUUCUUGGCAUCAACCCAAAAAACAAAUAUAUUCAUACUCUGAUGUCCUAAGAAUCACCAACAACUUGAACACAGUUCUUGGUAGAGGUGGGUUCGGAACAGUUUAUCUUGGCUAUAUCGAUGACACUCCCGUUGCAGUGAAAAUGCUUUCUCCAUCUUCAGUUCAUGGUUAUCAACAGUUCCAAACAGAGGUUAAUCUUCUCAUGAGAGUUCAUCAUAGAAAUCUCACCUCCCUCGUUGGUUAUUGUAACGAAGGAACCAAUAAGGGUCUCAUAUACGAGUACAUGGCUAACGGAAAUUUAUAUGAACAUCUCUAUGAUAAACAAGGCAAAUCAAAAUUCUUGACCUGGGAAAACCGACUUCGUAUAGUACUGGAUGCAGCCUUUGGAUUGGAGUAUCUACAAAAUGGUUGCAAGCCACCUAUAAUCCACAGAGACGUAAAAUCUACAAACAUCUUGCUAAAUGAAAACUUGCAAGCAAAAUUAUCUGAUUUUGGUCUAUCCAAAACAAUCCCAAAUGAUGGGAGAACUCAUGUGUCAACUGUUGUUGCUGGUACUCCUGGUUAUUUGGACCCUGCCUACUACACAUCCAAUAGAUUGACAGACAAAAGCGAUGUUUAUAGCUUUGGAGUUGUUCUUUUGGAGAUAAUCACAAGUCAACCAGUAAUAGCAAGGGAUCAAGAAAAGAUUCACAUCAGUCAAUGGGUUAGGUCCAUGGUGACGAUAGGAGACAUCAAGGGCAUUGUUGACUCAAGGUUAGAAGGAGAUUUUGACAUUAAUUCAGCUUGGAAAGCAGUGGAAAUAGCAAUGGCUUGUGUUUCUACAAAUCCAAACGAAAGGCCAAUCAUGAGUGUGAUAGUGAAUGAACUAAAGGAGACUUUAGAAACUGAAUUAGCACGAAAUAAGCAAGGUGGCUCCAAUCCUAGAGAUUUACUAGAACCUGUCACUAUGAAUAUUGAAACUGAAGUCACUCCCCUGGCCAGGUAAAAAGCUUACCCAAGUUAUAUAUGAAGAAUAAAAUAAUGUUGUAAUAUUAAAUAACUUGCACACUCUUCGAAGAUGGAGAUGAGCUAAUUGGUGAAGUAGUCUUCCUCAUGCAGUUUGAUCAGAAUGAGAUCAAGCCAUUUUAGGGGAAGUGAUAUUGCAUAGGUGGUUUAGAAUGCUAUUUAAGUGAUUAUUUAAUAUUUUGUUAACGAUAUAUUGUGCUUUAAAUGAUAAAAUUUAUCAAAAUAAGUUGAAAAAAGUUGAUUU